GUUUUUUUAUUAGUCCGUCUUUCUCCUAGCCUCUGUCCUAGAUCUUAGGCCAAAGCAAUGUCAGAAAAAAGAAAGAAAAAAUCGAGAAAUAAUUACAAAACGACUUCUAUCCAGUGCUUAUUACCCCGGAAUCCCCAAUUCCCCGCGGUCGGCGGACGCGGGGCAUUAACAACCGGGCUUAUAAUAAACUCCUCCCCCCUACGCCCAGCCGUGGCUCAUCCGCAUAACUAGCACACAAUAACGCGAUGGGCGUAAAAGCGGCCUACACCGUUCUUAUCGUGCUUCAAUACUACGUCGUGUUAUAUCAACCCAUGUUCUAAUCCCUCCCCCCUGCGUUUUCCCUUUUAUACCCGACGUCGCCUCCAGCCAACACUUUUCCUUUUUCCUUUUUUUCUCUCACUCCUCUCAACCCUCUUUCACCUUUUGCUUGCUCAAGAAUAAUUUCUUCAAUCGCUUGCAUCCAGCAAUGGCGUUGAAAGCCAACCGCGUGGCACCUGCUGCGGCCCAUGUGGAGGAGAGCCCGUCCGGGUAUGAGAAUGAGAGCAAGGAGCCAAUCUCGGAUCUGAAGCUUGAUGCCAACGGUCUGCCUCUGGUCCCGCAGCCGAGCGACCACAAGGAUGACCCUUUGAACUGGUCGUACUGGUACAAGUGCUUUGUCCUUGGUCUUCUCUGUCUUCUUGCCUUUGUCGUGCAGUUCGGUGCCGGCAUGGUCCCCGCUGCAUUCGGCCCCAUUUCCGUGAGCUAUGGAGUCACGAAGCAGCAAGCCAGUUAUCUCACGACAUCGUACACGCUUCUCGGUGGUGUUACGCCCCUGCUCAUCACCCCCUUUGUCAACCUCUGGGGUAGACGCCCUGCUUACUUGCUCUUCACGCUGAUUGCUAUUGGUGGCAACAUUGGCUCGGCAUACGCGCCAUCAUACGGUACUCAGAUUCUGUGCCGAUGCGUUGUCGGUAUCGGUGCUAGCGUUGCUCUGGCUAUUGGUGGUGCCACGAUCUGCGACAUGUUCUUCCAGGGAGAGCGUGGAAGAUACAUUGGUUUCUACGCCCUGGCCUUGACCAACGGUCCGCACUUUGGUCCCAUUGCCGGUGGUUUCAUCGCCCAAGACCAGGGCUGGCGCUGGAUCUUCAAGAUCAACGCCAUCAUGAUGGGCGGCGUCCUCGCCGUCUACCUCGUGGCCUUCCCCGAGACGCUCUUCUCCCGCACCGAGUUCAGCACGCUCGAGAACCGCACCUACUGGGGCCGCCUGGCCUUCCGCGGCAAGGUCAUCAACCGCAAGCUUAAGCCGUCCGACUUUCUGUCCAACUUCAAGAUGCUCCGGUACGUGGCCGUCGUGCUGCCUUGCAUCUACUACAUGACCACCAACACCUACGGCUCCAUCGUCUUCGUCUUGACGGCGUCGAGUAUCUCGGAGAAGCUGUAUCACUUUGACGUUGCGCAGAACGGUCUGCUGCUCGGUGUGCCGCUGACUAUUGGCUGUCUCAUCGGUGAGGCUUGCACGGGCUGGAUUUCCGAUUGGUUGAUUAACCGAUAUGCUCGUCGUCAUGAUGGCUACAGAAAGCCGGAGGCUCGUCUGCACCUCGCCCCUCUCGGUUUGUUCUUGCCCGCCGGUCUCAUCAUCCACGGUGUGUCUGUAUCCAACAAGGCGCCCUGGAUUGCCCUGGCCAUCGGCAUGGCUGUCGCGUCCAUCGGUGUUCAGGCCGGAACGACUCUGACGUACUCGUACAUUUCGGAUUGUUACAAGCCCCAAGCCGCCGAGGUGUCCACCAUCAUCAACCUGUUCCGUCAGAUCUUUGCCUUUACCAUUGGUUUCUACGCACUGCCGUUCGGUGAGAGCGCUGGUUUCGACGUCGCGUGGGGCGUGUUUGCCGUCAUCAACUUUGUCGCGUGGCUGCCAUUGCUGCUGUUGAUCUACCGCGGCGAGGAGAUCCGCAAGGCUCAGGGCGUGCCUGAGAUGCACCAGGACUUGUAGAUGGUCGGUCACGUAGAGUGGUUGAGCAUGUACGGCGUAGAUAGCUACUUCGCUUACACUGUCACGUAUACGUCUAGCUGGCAGGUUUAAUAUAAUGAUGCAUGCUCUAUUAUAUCCUUCAUUCAAGUCUUGAGUCGCG
This is a messenger RNA of Trichoderma harzianum CBS 226.95, 2108 nucleotides long. RefSeq lists its product as hypothetical. Gene Ontology annotation, biological process: transmembrane transport. The transcript is spliced from 6 exons. Gene Ontology annotation, molecular function: transmembrane transporter activity. Lineage: Eukaryota; Fungi; Ascomycota; Sordariomycetes; Hypocreales; Hypocreaceae. The coding region runs from base 467 to 1969 and encodes 500 amino acids. The record is from RefSeq and is a predicted model, not a curated record.